GUUAAUUCGCCAUUUACAAAGUAGCGCUCUAGCUAUAUUCUAACUAUACUUUAGCUAUAAUUGGAUUCCCGUUGCUGAUCCAGAGCCCCAUUUUCCUACUGAUUUCGUAGCCUUCUCCUUUUCAUUCGGUGCCGUGUCGCCUGUGCCGUCAACUGGCACCCAAUGACUUUGUCGAGGCGACCGGGGAUAUGCAACAUCAUGCUUCCGACCAAACGUUGCUACCCCACCGAGACGUGGCACGAUUCCAGCUGUACAAUGAAAAUGGCCUAUGUUUCCAACGGCAGAAAUGUACAGAAAGGAGAAGGCCUUACCGUACAUGAAUUUGCUCCAGUGCGGAUUAUCCUAGACUCAUGCGUGCUGCGCUGCUUCUGCAGCUUCGAGUCAAAUUGCAAGGUGAGUGGCUGCCACUGAGCUUCACAUCUGCCGCCUCGUCUCAUCGUGCAUAUAGCCAUAUAAUGGUACCUUUUCCCUUCUGUCUUGCAGAGCAUAACCUUCUCUCACUUGCGCUUCUCUACCUUCUCUCACUUGCGCUUCUCUACCUUCAUCAUUCCCUCUUUACAUCUCUCUCAAGCACAAAAACCCCUCACCGCAUCAAUGAUUCCCACCAUUGAAGUCUCCCACCUCCCCUCCUCCUCCUCCUUCUACGCCGCCGUCACUCAACCCCUCGGCAUCCACUUCCUCUGCGCCUCCCCCUCCUCCCCUCACUCCCUCCACUUCGGCAUCCCCGCCCAACCCUCCGAAAUCCUCUUCACCCUCACCGAAUCCCACUCCCCCCGCCCCUCAACCCUCACCCUCACCGCAUCCAACUUCACCCAGGUCGCCAACUUCCACGCCCUCGCCCUCGAAUCAAACACCCUCCACUCCACAAAUCUCAUCCAGCACUCCGCCGACACCGCCGUCGCAAAAACAACGGACCACGACGGCAACAUGCUCGAAGUCUGCUACGCUCGCAGCCCGCUCCGCCGCGGCUCCGUUCACGCGGCACCGACUACUAUCACCACCGCAUCCACCGCCAAGGAGGCCCGCAGAGUCCUAGACUGGCAGCGCGACGUCGCCCGCUCCAUCUCCUCCCACCCCCCCACUCAAAGCCGCGUCGGAAGCCCCCAGCGCGCCAUGGUCCUAGCACAGCCCGCGCAGCAGGAGCCUGCCCCAUCCCAGGUGGCCCCCUCACCAGAGCCAGACUCCCGCCCUGCUCUCCUCAGAAGCGCAACGAUGACAGCAAUGUACAAUGAAGUCUCCGCCGCCCUCCCCGAGCGUAUUGGAGAAGGCCUCUCCGCACAGGCUAUCAUCGGCACCAUCCUCGGCGCUGCAGCUGGCGCCGCGGUGGCCUACGCAAUGGUUCGCAGCGAGGAGCCAGAGCAACCGCGCCCACAGCUCGUGACGUACUUCUCGGCCCCCGCUCCGCAGGUUCCGCAGCAGGCGCCCGUUAUGGAGGUAGCGCGCUCCAAGGGGCCGUCGGUGGGUGGGUCGAGGGUGGGGAGUGAGAGGAGCCUGGGGGGACAGCGGUAUGUGCUUCGCUAUAAUGUUGCGAGCGCUGCUGGCACCGGGCGUGGGGGUGGGAGAGAGGGCGUGCUCCAGCCGGUGGAUGAGAGAAGGAGUAUGAGUUACUCCGCGUACGAUGGCGGAAGGAGUCAAGCGCCCGCGCCUAGCCAUGCAUCGACGGCGAAACAGUCGCGUUAUAGCGAGAGGGGCGUUGGGCAUGGGAAGCCUGUUGCGGUUGUUAGUGCGUCCGGGCAUUCUGAGGCUGGGAGGCACUCUGAAUCCGGACGCAGUCACGCGAGCAGGAAGAGCGAUUCGACUAUCAAGCCUGCGCGCACGAGCUCGAAAGCCAGAACGGAGCGCCACGGAGGCCAGACGGUGGUGAGCAUGAAGAGUGACCGCAAGAGCACGACGGUCAGCGAGCGGGCGCGACGAGUCCCGCUCCCGGAGAGCGCGGUGGGGAAUAUGGCGCCGAGUGAGCAGGCGCGCAGAGUGCCGCUGCCAGAGAGCGUGGCGGGGAGCGUGGCGCCAAGUGAUAGUAUUAGUAAUAUUGGGAUGAGGAGCCACUACAGUAGGCGGAACGUGUAUUGAUCCUCGGGGAUAUAGGCAGGGACAGCAGAUUUUUUUGACAGGACUUUUGGACGACAGAACAGCACAUAUCAGGAGGGGACGGACGGGACUCACGAUCUCACGACGGGAGUGGGGUGGGAUGGGAUGGGCGUUUGCGUGAUAAUAACAAGGGAUGCGAAUUCGAAUCUACUUCAACAUUUCCGAUUCUCCAUUGGCAUUUUUUUCUUUUGUUUGACGAGAGGUGGUGCGGUGUGGCUUUUGAGCUUUGGUGGUUGUGUUUGUUAUAGGAGUAGAUUUGUCUAAAAGACUAAUAUUUCUAACUCGUU
This is a messenger RNA of Pseudogymnoascus destructans, 2375 nucleotides long. RefSeq lists its product as uncharacterized. The record is from RefSeq and is a predicted model, not a curated record. Lineage: Eukaryota; Fungi; Ascomycota; Leotiomycetes; Thelebolales; Thelebolaceae. The transcript is spliced from 2 exons. The coding region runs from base 595 to 2070 and encodes 491 amino acids.